Phacochoerus africanus (Common warthog) is the source of this 2433-nucleotide messenger RNA. It is a transcript of the gene AKAP17A, whose product is annotated as A-kinase anchoring protein 17A. Lineage: Eukaryota; Metazoa; Chordata; Mammalia; Artiodactyla; Suidae. Gene Ontology annotation, biological process: regulation of RNA splicing. The transcript is spliced from 5 exons. Bases 187 to 2298 code for a protein of 703 amino acids. Gene Ontology annotation, cellular component: nuclear speck; cytosol. The record is from RefSeq and is a predicted model, not a curated record. Gene Ontology annotation, molecular function: RNA binding; protein kinase A binding.
AAAUGCGUCACAGGGGCGGGCGGCGGCGGCAGCGGGUCGCGUCGGGGGCGCCUCCGGCGGACGGGGAAGGCGCCGCGCGGGGAGGCCGUGCCUGCCGGGGUCCUCGGGGACCCGCGGAGAGCUGGGGCCAGGGCGGCGGCGGCCUGGGACGCAGGCGGAGCCCCGCGCCGGCCCAAGGUCCCGGCUAUGGCCGCGGCCACCAUCGUCCACGACACGUCUGAGGCGGUGGAGCUGUGCCCGACCUACGGCCUGUACCUGAAGCCCAUCACCAAGAUGACCAUCAGCGUGGCGCUGCCGCAGCUGAAGCAGCCGGGCAAGUCCAUCUCCAACUGGGAGGUGAUGGAGCGGCUGAAGGGCAUGGUGCACAACCACCAGUUCUCCACGCUGCGCAUCUCCAAGAGCACCAUGGACUUCAUCCGCUUCGAGGGCGAGGUGGAGAACAAGAGCCUGGUCAAGGCCUUCCUGGCCUGCCUGGACGGCAAGACCAUCAAGCUCAGCGGCUUCUCCGACAUCCUCAAGGUGCGCGCGGCCGAGUUCAAGAUCGACUUCCCCACCCGCCACGACUGGGACUCCUUCUUCCGAGACGCCAAGGACAUGAACGAGACGCUGCCCGGGGAGCGGCCCGACACCAUCCACCUGGAGGGGCUGCCCUGCAAGUGGUUCGCGCUGAAGGAGUCGGGCUCCGAGAAGCCCAGCGAGGAGGUGCUGGUCAGGGUGUUCGAGCGCUUCGGGGAGGUCCGCAACGUGGACAUCCCCAUGCUGGACCCCUACCGCGAGGAGAUGACGGGCCGCAACUUCCACACCUUCAGCUUCGGGGGCCACCUGAACUUCGAGGCCUACGUGCAGUACCGCGAGUACGUGGGCUUCAUCCAGGCCAUGAGCGCCCUGCGCGGCAUGAAGCUCAUGUACAAGGGCGAGGACGGCAAGGCCGUGGCCUGCAACAUCAAGGUUUCUUUCGAUUCCACCAAACACCUGAGCGAUGCCUCCAUCAAGAAGCGGCAGCUGGAGCGGCAGAAGCUUCAGGAGUUGGAGCAGCAGCGGGAGGAGCAGAAGCGCCGGGAGAAGGAGGCGGAGGAGAGGCAGAGGGCCGAGGAGAGGAAGCAGAAGGAGCUGGAGGAGCUGGAGCGGGAGCGGAAGCGGGAGGAGAAGCUGCGCCGGCGCGAGCAGAAGCAGAGAGACCGCGAGCUGCGGCGCAGCCAGAAGAAGCUGGAGAAGCUGCAGGCCGAGGAGCAGCGGAAGCUGCAGGAGAAGAUCCGGCUGGAGGAGCGCAAGCUGCUGCUGGCCCAGCGCAACCUGCAGUCCAUCCGGCUCAUCGCGGAGCUGCUGAGCCGCGCCAAGGCGCUGAAGCUGCAGCAGCAGGAGCAGAAGGCGGAGACGCAGCGGCUGCAGCAGCUGGAAGAACGGCGGCGGCUGCAGGAGGCAGAGCUGCGGCGCGUGGAGGAGGAGAAGGAGCGCGCCCUGGGGCUGCAGCGCAAGGAGCGGGAGCUGCGCCAGCGCCUGCUCAGCAUCCUGCUGGGCAAGAAGGCCGACGACCCCCGCGGCCCCGACGAGCCGGGGGUCUCGCGCGCGGCCCUGCUGCAGCCUGUGCUGGCCAUGCUGCACACGGUGUCGGCCGGCUGCGUGGGCGCGGGUGCCGCUGCACUGCAGCCCCCCGCCGGCCCGGCGCCCGGCGCCCCCAGGGAGACCCCGCCCCAGCCGGCGGCCGACGGUCGGCCGGCGGCCGACGGUGGCCCCCAGAACGUGAACGGGAGCGUCGUGGAGGAGGCCUUGGGCGCGGAGAGCCAGCAUCCUCGCCUGGCGGCCCCCGACGACAACCCCCCCGAGAAAAGGUGCCCCGGCGUCCUGGCCUGCAUCCCCGACAACAGCCAGCAGCCCCGGGGGGCGCCCGCCGCCUGCGACCAGAGCGCGCCCCGGAAGGACGUCCGCUCCGAGCAGGACAAGUGCAACCGCGAGCCCAGCGGCGGCCGGGGCCGGGCCAGCGCGGAGCGCAGCGGCGACGACCGGCAGGCGCGGGCCAGGAGCCGGACGCGGCGCGCCGCCAGCCGGGAGGACGGCCGGCCGCGGAAGGAGCGGCGGCCGCACAAGAAGCGCUCGCACCAGGACGGCAGCCCGCACCGGCGCAGCGCCAGCUCCGAGCGGGGCCGCUCGCGCAGGUCCCACAGCAGAGACCGGCACGGCCGGCGGGAGCGCAGCCGGGACCGCAGGGGCAGCUCCAGCCGGAAGCGCAGCCGCCACCGCCGCACCGAGAGGUCGCGCUCCGGGUCCCCCAGCCAGCACCGCAGCGCCUGGAACAGGUAAUGCAGGGCGGGCCCAGGCCGCCGCCCUCGGGGAGGCCCGGGACCCAGGGAGCGGCGUCGCGCUGCUGCUGCUCUGCUCGUCCCCACCCAGCACACCCGGGAGCCACCGGGCGACCGGCAGCUGCCAGGCUCCUUU